This is a messenger RNA of Plenodomus lingam JN3, 1056 nucleotides long. RefSeq lists its product as uncharacterized. The record is from RefSeq and is a predicted model, not a curated record. NCBI's taxonomy places the organism in Eukaryota, Fungi, Ascomycota, Dothideomycetes, Pleosporales, Leptosphaeriaceae.
AUGGAGAAGGAACUGUCUACCCUAGAACUGGAUCUGACAGUCAGGAACGAUUACGAUACUUUUCUGAACGAAGAGUCCAUGUUUGCUUUGCUACUCUCAUCCACGGGCCGUGACCUUAAGCCAACGGUUCACAUACCCUUUUCAAAGCAAAGAUCCUCGUUCCAGACCAAUCUUAACGCUCUGGAAGUCCAUCUUGACCCGCGCGUCGCAUCAUACAUCUUCCUGCGCCGUAACGAUACGUUCAUCGCGAUUACAUUUGUACCCUAUCUUGCGCCAGAAACUCAACGACGUUUCUUGCUCGACAACCGACAUGAAUUUUUGCGUCAACUUGGGGAGAGGUAUUUCGCGCAGUCGUUGAUCUGCAAAGAAAUUAGUGAGGUUGCGUACGCACGCACAUGGGAGGAGCGAGAGGAGCACAUCGACAACCAAGUUGUCCCUUGUGACACAACAUGUGUGCAGGAAAAGCUUCAGGAUACAGGUCCUGGGGUUCAAGAUAUAGGAUACAGAAGAAGCAAGUGCCGCGCUUGCGAUCGACGUAUGAAGAAUAAGAUCUCGGCGGACGCUAUGGAGGCCCUUGAUACCCUGUCUACACCUCGUAGUUUUGUACAAUUGAAAGUAGAGGCCAAGACCGAGCAUCUUGUGCUCAUCUCUGCCUUCACCUAUACCCACAUCGCCAUUUCCUUCAACAUCACCGACAUCACAGCGGAAGAUGUCGCCAAUCUGCUUCCCACAUCCAACCCAAGCUUCACAUUCUAUCGCCAUACAGUCUCUUCGCUCCUGUACUUCAUCUUCCACUCACCCGACAGUUCACCUGUACGAGAACGUAUGCAGCAUACAAUGGCAAUUCCAGGCCUUGUUAAUAUGCAUGCUGAAGAUGCGGGUGUACACGUGGAAAAGAAAAUUGAGAUCCAUGAUCCGAGCGAGUUGGUUUUUAAAGAAGCCGAUGAGAGGGUUGGAAGGUUUAGGAGUGUUUAUCUGCGGAAUAAAUAUGGGGGGACGGAGAGCGUGUACGAUAGCUUGGAAAAGGAUGCACAGUUCCUCAAUGAUGUGAGAUAA